UUAUAAAAUAAAGCUUUAAAAUUUAUAACAAAGCGAAUCUAUAUUUUAAGAUAUUUCGUCAUUUGCUUAUUAUUAUAUUUUAUUAUGUACAUAUGUAUAUAUGUUGUACUGCGUAUUUUACUAUACAUGCAUACAAUACGCAAUAUACGGCGGAAAAAGCGUUUCAUCUUUCCAAACGAUAUCACACCAUUUACCCAUUCACACUUCAUACUCACGUUUUCCGUUUUAGAAGAUCGGGGGUGUGGUUAUUGAUGGUGUAGAACGCGUUUUUUUAGGUACCUUAUUAAUAAUGGAAUUUCUUUUAAACAAAUACAGACACUUAGAAGAAAGGAUAUUGCAAAGUUUGAAAGAUAAUGGCAUAAAACAUCGUAUAAAAGCUGACAGUGGACUAUGGCUUGGAACAUUAGUAGGUUUAAGUGCAGUUUUAACUCUAUUAAAGGAAGGUGCUAGUUACUCUGAAAUCUGCCUCAUUGUGGGUCUCACAGGAAUUGGUCUUGUUAUUAGUUCCAUAUGUUUAUAUUUGAAAUUGUCAACUGAGAAAGUGACAGUUAAAGAUUUUCAAGCUAUAUAUUUUUUACCAGCUAUAAUAACAUCCUUAUUAUACCUCCUUGUAGUAAAUAAAGGAUUACUGGUGAGUGUCACAUGGGGCUUAAGUAUCGGAAGUUUAGGAACAUGGGGUAUUCUUCAAUUGAUGUCUACAUUUCCUUGUUGUUUCACAAUUGGAGAAGCAACAGCAGUUAUGCAUGGAUGUAUUUUGUUUCUAAUGUCUGUAGUAACAAACUUGCCACUAAGAUAUCAUUUACCACCAAUCCAUGAUGACGAUAUUGCAACAGUUAUUUUACAGGUUGCAAUGUUAUAUGUGAUAUCAGUGUGUUUAAUAUCUAGUUAUUUUCCAAUGUUUCGCUUAGCCAGAAAUUUUUAUUUAAUGACAAUCACACUUUUAUUGAUUGUAGUCUUACCAUUAAUGUAUAUUUUAUUGGAUCAAAAUCCUGUAAUCUGGACGUUUUACUUUGUUUGCAAUAAAACAAAUAAGAUCAUGUUAAUUGGAUACUGGGCUUUAUGUUUAGUACUAGGUGUAAUAGUUGUCAUCUACCAGGUAUUAUUAAAUCUCCAAGCAACAUCUUCAACUCGAAAAAUGUUUCACUUAUUGGCUGUACUUGUGUAUAUACCUGGUUUAAUAUAUGAACGCAUAUUGUUGUAUCUAGCUAGUGGUGUAAUAAUGGGACUGUUUGUAUUUCUUGAGUUGAUGAGGUACUUACAAAUAUCGCCUCUUGGAGAAUUAUUACAGCAGGGAUUUUCUGUGUUUGCUGAUGAGAAAGAUAAUUUGAUUUCUUUAACACCUCUCUAUUUGCUCUGUGGUUUGUCUUUCCCACUUUGGAUGCCUACCAACAAUCUUUCAUUAUUAGCUUUGCUUAGUGGUAUCUUAACAGUUGGUGUGGGUGAUACUGCUGCUAGUUUUGUUGGUAGUAGAUGGGGUUUUCAUAAAUGGACCAAUUCAGAUAAGUCUGUUGAAGGAACUAUUGCUUGUAUUUUUAGCCAAAUCGGAUUAAUAUGUCUUUUAGCAUUUAUAGGCUACGUAGAUAAUGGUUGGUUAUUUUUACAAAGCUUAUUAUCGAGUAUCGUGUUGUCAUUUAUUGAAGCACAAACAAAUCAAGUUGACAAUCUGGCAUUACCAUUGUUCAUGUACAUGUGUCUAAUGGUCUAAGCAAACAAUAGGUAACAGUAACUGUUUUAAAACAAAUUUGAACAUAUUUGAUUGUUCAAUGUAGUGUGGACCAAAGGUGUAGUGUUUCCUUAAUUCAUUUCUUUCUUUGUGUCGUUAUAUUUGAAGAUACGUAUAUAUUUCCUUGUAUAUAACAUCCUUUUUCACACUAACUUGUUUUGUUACGAGUAAUACUUAAAAUUAGUUACUAGUCAAAAUUUUUUUUUUGCACUAUAUGCUGUUUCAUUAUUAUAUAGCUCUAUAGUUUUAUAUCAUUUAAAAAUGUAUGCAUUAUUGGAAAUAUUUAUUUUGUAAUUUAUAUUUCAAGUGAAUAACGGAAAAAUCUUACUCAUGUAUAUUACUGUUGAAAGUUAUGUUAAAUAAUAUUUAUAUAAAAUUGUUCAUAUUUGUAUAUAAAUAUUAUAUUAAAUGUGUAUAUGAAUUUGUUUGAAACACAAAAUAGCACAUGAAACAUUAGCUACUUUAUCCUUGAUAUUGCAUUUAAUCAUCUGAUUUGUUUAAAAAAGAUGAACGGAAUGCCUGUACUGUUACGACGACUCACAUAAUUUGGUAUUCCGUAACGCAUAAUUUAUUCAUUCCUACCGAUGCAUUUUUGUAUUUCACUCGAAAGAGUUUGUAAACAAAAUCUAAUAAUAAAAUAUUUUUAUAGUUGUA
Molecule: messenger RNA, 2377 nt
Organism: Bombus huntii
Lineage: Eukaryota; Metazoa; Arthropoda; Insecta; Hymenoptera; Apidae
Gene: Dolk
Product: dolichol kinase
Exons: 7
Coding region: 290-1705 (471 amino acids)
Biological process (GO): dolichyl monophosphate biosynthetic process
Cellular component (GO): endoplasmic reticulum membrane
Molecular function (GO): dolichol kinase activity
Source: RefSeq, a predicted model, not a curated record